UUUCCUCAUUUAUUUCUAGGCAACGGUACCGGAACCUUACGGUGCAAAAACAAUCUUGGGUAUCCAUUCAUAUUUACUCCAGAAAGUAAUGAGAGCAGUUGGAGCAGCGGCUUUAUUCGCUUCGCUAUUGGCAUCUGUUAUUUUGUGCCGGGCUUAAUCAGUUUCAGCACCUGAGCAGCAGAGGGCGAGAUCCAGGGACGGCAGGUCAGACCUUGUGAUGCUCUGCUGUUUUAAUCAUCCUCUGAAAUGCUUUACGGUCGAGGGUGGUGCAGCUGCCAUACCAGGCAGUGACACAGCUGGACAGGAUACUCUUGAUAGUGCAUCUGUAGAAGUUGAGCUACCUCCCGCCGGCGUACAUGACUCUUAUCUUUGUGUACGGGACUCUGAAGAAGGGUCAACCCAACCACUUCCGGAUUCAGCCAGACCAGGCCAAUGGGAAGGCAGAGUUCUGUGGCCACGCCCGCACCGUAGAACGUUACCCCCUGGUGAUAGCUGGGAAGUACAACAUCCCCGCGUUGCUGAACCGUCCUGGAGAGGGCCAGAGGGUCCAGGGGGAGGUGUACAAGGUGGACAACACCAUGCUGGCCUUCCUAGACGCCUUUGAGGGCUGCCCCAGCAUGUACCAACGCACCCUAGCCCAGCUUGAGCUGCAGGACUGGGAGGGAGGAGAACAGAGCCCCACAGCCGGCAGCAUAAUGGAGGCAUUCGUCUACAGCACCACCUCCUACCAGCCUGCCUGGCUCAAACAGACCUUCUAUGAGAGCUACGAUGCCUAUGGAGACCACGGCCUGACCUACAUCAACAGGGAAGACAGAGAGUUUGACUAGACGAUAGAUGGACACCUCCUGUUAGUGACCUGGCCUGAACGGUUUGUGUCAUGCUUGACAAUAUGUGGAUUAUUUAGAUUUGUAAACUCGAUUAUAUGAUUUAGUUUUGAUUAUUUAUUAUUAUUUAGUUUUGUAAGAUAUUGACAGCUCAAGGCGACAGUUUUUUUGAUACAGCUGUGUUUUGCAAGCUUGAAGGCAAUUCUGUCGGAUAUGUUUCUCUGCAGCGGGCAAGCAUAUCACUUGGUUUUCCUGUGACUGAUGUCCACCAGGUCUCGAACAUGCUGAUGUACAUUCAAAUGCUUUAGAAGUGAUUAUACAAAUGAAGAUAAGUCUAUUUAGUGUUUUAUUCUCUGUAGUAAUGUGAAGGUGCCCUAGUUCCGUGACUUGGAACCGCUGUUUUAAUGUUUUACUCCACUUGUUCUCACAGUAGAUAAGGAGUCAUUAGGAAUUAUCACUUCUAAACAUGCUAUCACAUGAUGUAGGGUCUCUUUGCCCAAUAAAGGUGCCUUAGACUUCGUGAGCACAUACAUUUUCAUAAUGUACUUUAUUCCAUGAAGGUCCCUGUGCAAAGUCCUUUGUUAAUCAGUUAUCCAUUUAUUCUUGUACCAAUAGCUGAAUAAAUGUUCAACAGUG
Molecule: messenger RNA, 1460 nt
Organism: Esox lucius (northern pike)
Lineage: Eukaryota; Metazoa; Chordata; Actinopteri; Esociformes; Esocidae
Product: gamma-glutamylaminecyclotransferase B-like
Exons: 4
Coding region: 357-827 (156 amino acids)
Molecular function (GO): gamma-glutamylaminecyclotransferase activity
Source: RefSeq, a predicted model, not a curated record